AAAAAACUGGUAUCUGGACAUAUUUAUAAACCGGACACGCACCUCUCCCAGACUUUCAUUGACAAGUCAUGUUGAGAGUUGUUCUCGCCUUGUGUUUUGGGUACACCCUAGCUGUGCCUCUGGGCCAGGCCCCAGCCUUCGACCCGGCGUACCCUGAAGAAACCCUGGUCUCUUUGAGGGUGAUAUCAUUCUUCAUCCGGGACAAAAUCCUAAGGGCCAGAAAUGCUCAAAAGGAACAGGAAUUAUAGAUGGCCAAACGGGGUCAUCCCCUACGUAAUUGACACCAACCAUUUCAGUUCCUCUGAGCAGACGACAAUCCACCAAGCCAUAAGCAACCUACAGGAAAAACCAAGGUCAAUGGUAAAGCCUGCCUUACAUUCAAACCCCUCGUACCAACGAGGUCGCCCACAUCAAAUACCAGGGAGGAAGCGGAUGUCACACCCAGUAGGCUAUCACCAUAGUGUGUCUGGUGUCACCCUUUGGUGUUGGAUGUGGCAGAAUCGGCACCAUCAUGCACGAGACGAUGCACGCCCUUGGGUUCUGGCACGAGCAGAGCCGCCCUGACAGAGAUAACUACGUCACUAUUGACUUUAGCAACAUCCAGAGUGGACACGAACACAACUUCGACAAGUACACCACGACCCAGGUCGACACUCUUGGACUCCAGUACGACUACGAGUCUGUCAUGCACUACAACGCCUACAGCUUUGCCGUCGACCGCAGGAAGCCAACGAUUAUUGUCAAGCAGAAAGGAGCAGUCAUUGGACAGAGAACUCACCUCAGUCCUUUCGACAUCAAGGAGAUCCAGAUGUACUAUGGUUGCUUGUCCACACAAGGCUCCCAAAACACACCAGCCCCCGCAACUCUGUCACCUGUCCAAUCUGCAGAAACCUGUACCUUCCAAAGUAACUACUGCACAUGGAGCAAUGUCGGGGGAGACAAUAUGGACUGGAUCCGUCGCAGAGGCGGUACUCCCAGUGUAGGAACAGGCCCCACUUCUGACCACUCCGGCUCAUCAUCAGGUUACUACGCCUACCUUGAAGCGUCAGGACACUCCAGACAGAAGGGGUACCUGCUGUCUCGCCACCUGCCCGCGGGACACUACUGUUUCAGCAUGUACUACUAUAUGAGUGGCCAAGAUGAAGGCAGCCUUAAGACGGAGGCUGUUUUGUCUGAUAACUCAAGGAGGGUUAUUCACACCACUUCUGGUAACCAGGGCAACGCGUGGCAUCACUACCUCGUUAACUUGAAUGUGAACGGAAACUUUCAAAUCGAGAUCGAAGGUGACAUCGGCAACAACUACAGAAGCGACAUCGCCAUCGAUGACAUUACAAUCCAUAACGGCGACUGUUCCAGUCUUCCCGGAUAGAGGGGCCCAGACAUAUGGACAUUUGAGAUGCAGCAACAACAUCGAGUCAAUAAACAAUAUCGAAAUUCAAA
This is a messenger RNA of Haliotis rubra (blacklip abalone), 1440 nucleotides long. Its product is annotated as meprin A subunit beta-like. The transcript has 12 exons. Gene Ontology annotation, molecular function: metalloendopeptidase activity. Gene Ontology annotation, biological process: proteolysis. Gene Ontology annotation, cellular component: membrane. The record is from RefSeq and is a predicted model, not a curated record. NCBI's taxonomy places the organism in Eukaryota, Metazoa, Mollusca, Gastropoda, Lepetellida, Haliotidae. Bases 512 to 1369 code for a protein of 285 amino acids.